UUUUCUGAAAUUCUUUUAUUAACUGCUCUCUUCACGGUAAAUGCUUUACCACAUCCUGGAUAUCCAAUUGCUGAAAGAUCCGAAGGGAAUCCAAAAGAUCCAAAUAAUCAAUACCAAAUUGCAUCAUACCCAAUUGCCGAAAGAUCUGAAUCGAACCCAAAAGAUCCGAAUAAUCCAUCAUCAUAA
Messenger RNA from Funneliformis geosporum, 186 nucleotides. Lineage: Eukaryota; Fungi; Glomeromycota; Glomeromycetes; Glomerales; Glomeraceae. The record is from the annotation of a GenBank genome assembly.